Molecule: messenger RNA, 1431 nt
Organism: Thlaspi arvense
Lineage: Eukaryota; Viridiplantae; Streptophyta; Magnoliopsida; Brassicales; Brassicaceae
Source: the annotation of a GenBank genome assembly
AUGGGGUCUUUGGGAUUUUCGCUUUCGAUGAUAGCUUCGCUGAGUCCAACUUUGACGGAUUCAAGGCUCGUCUCUUCAGUGGGUUGUAUCUCUACGAUCGUUGCUCCGAGUUUGUCUUCAAUCUCUGUGGUUUAUUCACCAGUGACGAAAAGGAGGGCUCGAAAUUCAGGACUCAGAUAUUCGGCAGCGUCGCCGAGUAUGGAAACAACGGCAGAUUCCGAUGUUAGCGUCGUGUCUCCUGCAACUUCUAAAAAGGUGCUUGUUCCAAUAGGAUACGGUACGGAGGAAAUAGAAGCUGUUGUGUUAGUUGAUGUUCUACGGCGAGCUGGUGCAGAGGUCAUUGUUGCCUCUGUGGAGCAAAAACUAGAGGUUGAAGCAUCUUCAGGGACAAAAUUGCUCGCUGAUGUCUUGAUCUCGAAAUGUGCUGAACAAGUUUUUGAUCUAGUGGCUUUGCCGGGAGGCAUGCCUGGUGCGGUUAGGUUAAGAGACUGUGGAAUUCUGGAGAAGAUCAUGAAGAGACAAGUUGAAGAUAAGCGACUAUACGGGGCUAUAUCCAUGGCUCCAGCUAUUACUCUUCUUCCAUGGGGACUUUUGACUAGAAAGAAGACAACAGGACAUCCUGCCUUUUUCGGGAAGCUUCCUACAUUCUGGGCUGUAAAGACGAACAUUCAGAUUUCAGGGGAGCUUACAACUAGUCGUGGUCCAGGCACUUCUUUUCAGUUUGCUCUUUCCUUGGUGAAGCAGCUCUUUGGAGAAUCCACAGCCAUGUCGGUUCAAGAACUUCUGCUUCUACGCGAUGGUUACCAGAAUCCUAAGAAUGAAGAGUUCAAUAGCAUGGACUGGUCUCUAAACCACACACCUCGUGUUCUUAUCCCAGUAGCCAACGGAUCUGAAGGGGUUGAAGUGGUCACGAUUGCAGAUGUUCUUAGAAGAGCUAAAGUAGAUGUCACGGUUGCAUCGGUCGAAAGAUCUUUGCGGAUUACGGCAUCCCAAAGCACCAAAAUUAUCACAGACAAAUUGAUUGGUGAAGCUGCUGAAUCAUCAUAUGAUCUACUCAUUCUUCCGGGAGGCCUUGCUGGCUCGGAACGUCUACAGAAGUCCAUAAUUCUUAAGAAACUGCUCAAGGAACAACAAGAAACUGGGCGAAUAUAUGGAGCUACUAGCACUUCAUCUACCGUACUGCGUAAACACGGUUUACUCAAGGAGAAGAAAACAGUUGUGUACCCUUCAGACACAGACGGGCCUAUGAAUGACCAAAUGAUUGAAGGGACAGAAGUUGUUAUAGAUGGAAACGUGAUUACAAGUUUAGGGCUCGCAACUGUUACCAAUUUUUCUUUAGCCAUUGUUAGCAAGCUGUUUGGAUAUGGUAGAGCAAGAAGCGUUUCAGAAGGGCUUGUGCAUGAGUAUCGAGGGAAUCUGACGCCGUUUUGA